AUGUGUAACGAUGCGCCAUCAACCGGAACCAAACCCACGUUCGCCAUGCCCCGUCCCACCCUCCGCAUCAUCACCAUCAUCAACUUCAUCCCCGCCUUCGCGUUAUGUAUCGCGUACGCCGCGCGGCGCAUGUACGGCCAGAAAGCCGUGCCUACCGUCGGACUGUUGCCCAUGGCCCUUUCCGCCGGUCUAGGGUUCCUCGCACUUCGCCACGAGAGGUGGCGGGCCCGGAAACACGCCUGGGCCGGGACCGAGGCAGAACGGGGCGAUGCUAAUGUUAGAGCUGAGAGCGGCGGUGGUGGUGGGGUGCUGGCGUUUCGCGUCAUGGUGUUCGUGGCGGACGUCGUGGUUGCCGUCGCCCUGAUGGUUGUGCUGGUCUUUACGUGGAUUGACGUACCUCGCGCGUGGUAUCCCCCCAGCCCGUCGGACGUCAUGCUGGCGGCGUAUGCAACCGUUCCGCUCUUGGUGAACUUCUUCAUCCAUUGUUACCUAUCGGGCCGUGAGAUUUUUGCAGGCCUGGCCAUCUCGGCUUUUAUUGAACAGGCCGCAUGGCUUUCCGAGGUAUCACGCUGGAUCCGCGGUCGGAGCAGCUACAUCAGAUUGCCUGUCGAUCACAACCAAGUCGCGCGUGAUCGGUACAGGGAUGAUCCGCAGUCGAUGACAGUUGUUGCUACCGGGCCUGGUCGUACAGGGCCCGAGCUAGAGGAACGUGCGGGUGGUAGCAAAGACAAGAAGGUGAAAAGUGACCUAGGUCCAUCGUUGCCGGGAGAAGACGAGUCCUUGCUUCCCUGA
Molecule: messenger RNA, 792 nt
Organism: Canariomyces notabilis
Lineage: Eukaryota; Fungi; Ascomycota; Sordariomycetes; Sordariales; Chaetomiaceae
Exons: 3
Coding region: 1-792 (263 amino acids)
Source: RefSeq, a predicted model, not a curated record